Eleginops maclovinus (Patagonian blennie) is the source of this 1766-nucleotide messenger RNA. RefSeq lists its product as uncharacterized. Lineage: Eukaryota; Metazoa; Chordata; Actinopteri; Perciformes; Eleginopidae. The record is from RefSeq and is a predicted model, not a curated record. Gene Ontology annotation, molecular function: interleukin-17 receptor activity. The transcript is spliced from 10 exons. The coding region runs from base 246 to 1553 and encodes 435 amino acids.
CACCGAGGUGGUGCCCGAGUAGCUGAACGUCAACACAGACGCGGAUAACUGAAUGAAUCAGUAGAAAAGCAAAACGUACCUCAAUGAAACAGGGGAAUGUACCGUUACCGAUAUAACUCCAGCCCAAAAAAAAAAAAAAAAAUCAGCCUCUGGCAGUGGGCGGGGCUUAGCGGGCUGUAUUUAUAACCAGCGUGUCACUGACGGAUCACCCAUCAACGCCUAGGAGUCUGUCCAACCUGCUGUUGAUGAUGUGGGGAGCCACACUGAUUGUGUUCUUCUUUGUGGCGGCACAGGUGACAUCACAUGAAAUUAAAGUCGAAUGCCAUAAACAAAUAAGGAAUGGGCCCGCUCCUGAAAGUGAUUUCUCUCCAUCCUUCCUGAAGGAGCUGGGAGGGGAGCUGGUGAAAGUUGGAGGAAAUAAUAUGAUGAACAUAAGCUGGGCAAUCAGCGUUGAUGCCAGCCUGAAAUAUCUGACAGGCACUCGAUUCAUAAAUUCGGGUUCACCAACGUACCAUUGUCAAUACAACCCAGUUUUGACCAAGGCAAACCUAACAGGAUCAAAGGUAUGGUUUCAUUAUUUAUUCAACGCAAGUUGUGGCAGCAACUUCCUCCAAGCUGCCAAUAUCCCAGUGCCUCAAGUAAACAGCGGCAACCCUAACAAAUGGACCAGAAUCGUUAUACCUUGUUCAAAACCGCAUACUAUACAACAUUCUGAUGUGACUUCAGAUAUGCAAAUAUACACAACAAAAGAAACCGUCCCUGGUGUUGUCACCUCCACCAGCAUAAAGUUUGCCAUUAUCGGAGGAAUCGCUGGUUUGAUGAUCCUGAUUACCUGCUCCAUAAUCUAUAAAUACUUUGGAGCCAACUUUGCCAACUCAUUGGUUUUCAAAAGGUUGCCCACAGCUCCCAUUGCUCCCGUCCCUGUCCUGGUGGUUUACCCUGCUGUUAAUUCAGCCUUCCAGCAGGCUGUGGUGACCCUGGCAGAGUUCCUGCAGGGGCAUGGCGGAUGCGGCGUGGCAGUUGACAUGUGGCAGCAGGGGAAGAUCGCAGAGCUGGGACCCAUGCGCUGGCUGGCAGAAAAGGUCAUGACUGCACAGAGAGUGCUUAUCGUCUGCCCACAGACUCAUUUACGGACCAGGGCCUCUACACCCAACACAACCCUUCAGGAACCCUCAAUCCCAGCUGCAGCUCAGGACCUUUACCCCCUGAUUCUCAACAUGGUGGCGAGCCAUGCCAAGAGCACCAGCGGCUUGGCUCAGUUCUGGGUGGUGAAGCUUGGAAAGCAACAGGACAAAGAGCCUGGUGAUCUUCCACUCGAACUCAGAGCCUGCAAGACUUUUAGUUUGAUGAAGGACUUAAACAAGCUGUACAGAAAGCUGCAUUCCAAGAGUAAAGAUAACAAGACAAUUUCCGAUCUGAUCUUCGGACCACGGGUUGCCUACAGUGAAAAGUGUACAGGGCAGUUAAGGGAAGCUGUCGAAAAGCUAGAUGGACAGCAGUCAAGCAUUUUCAGAGAGAAAGAACCAUUGAAAUCUGUGGUUGCCAUUGUUUGAACAUCUGAAUUAAUUGAUUUAUAAAGAGGGUGGGUCGGGAUAGGUCAGUGGUGAGUAUUUUAAUGUAUGGUCACCCUCAUCAUCAUCAUCAUCAUCAUCAUCAUCAUCAUCAUCAUCAUCCUCAUGUAACCUGUUGAACACAAGCACAAAGAAAGAAAAAAAGGCAUCAAGGCAACUUCUAUUAUUUUGUACAAUAAACAAAUUAAUAAUAUA